Molecule: messenger RNA, 2709 nt
Organism: Pyricularia pennisetigena
Lineage: Eukaryota; Fungi; Ascomycota; Sordariomycetes; Magnaporthales; Pyriculariaceae
Exons: 2
Coding region: 1-2709 (902 amino acids)
Source: RefSeq, a predicted model, not a curated record
AUGGCGCAGUGGAAAUCAUCCAUCGUCACUUGCGAUCCGCCUCUGGGAUCAGCCACAAUACUGAAGGAGAAAGACGCGACCUUCACCGUGGGUGUGCCGGCUCUGGAAUUGGAGCACGGUGGCGUCAUCAAUGGCGUCUGCAUCUGGCACAACUACGGGGAGACGUGGAGCGAGCUACCUCUACGGGAACACAAGACGCGCCUCGUGAGCUCGGAUCAGCAGGACCGCCGGCUUUUCCGGGGCUCGAUGCCUCGUUUGCCGGAGAAGUCGAAUUUCAGGUUCACGCUGCGGCUCGAGACGGACACCAACCGGACCUUGUGGAUCAAAGACCUCCAGGGUAUCGAGGAUGGGGAGGUGUUCUUCCAGUCUGCCGGGUUUCCAAGCCGAGAUGUCGGUCACUACCUUGAAGGAAUCACCGAGUCGGGCUUCACGGCGUCUAUCGUCGGGCAGAAGGACAAAAUCGCCGACUGCAUGGUCUGGAAUCUCGCGGCGCCCAUCCCACCAGCCCAGGGGCCAGAGUCUGGACGGACUAGCAGAAGGCUGGGUAAGCCGGACUGCGCGCUGUGGUUUGCGACUGUACGGCAUAAUCUGAAUUGGUUUGGUCCCAGACAAGGGGCGGAUUUCAUGCAGCUGGACAAAGAAGCAGUGCUCGUGUCUUUCCUGAGAAGGGACGGCUUCCACGUCGUCCUGCUUCCGGUCUGCGGCCUUGAUAAUUGCAUCACGACACUGGUCACGGAUCACGAGGGUGCCCUGGUUGCCACGUCCAGGAACGAAGAAGAAGAACAUGAUGGCCAGGCUCGCAUGCUCGUGUCUGUCGCGGUAGACUUUGAGCAGGCGUUGAGUAGCGUCAUGGCAGAGGCGAAGCGGAUGGCUUCUUCCAAGCUCCACAACGGGAACGGGCACCAGAAUGGUCAUUCGCAAAAUGGAGGCCCUAAACACUCUUUGACCAAGGUCGCGGCGCCACUCGAUGACUGGAACGAUGGUUUUGCAUAUUGCACAUGGAACAGCCUUGGCCAGGAUCUCAGUCAAGACAAGAUUCUGGGCGCCCUGACUAGACUCUCCGAGAGUGGAGUCAACAUAACCAACUUGAUCAUCGAUGACAAUUGGCAGUCCCUCGACGGCGACAGGUCAGAUGCGUCUCGCCGCCGCUGGGAACGGUUCGAGGCGAACCAGGAAGGGUUUCCACAUGGCCUCAAGGGGCUCAUAUCAGAGAUUCGAAAACAAAACCCGCAUAUUCGCAACAUUGCCAUGUGGCAUGGCAUCUUUGGCUACUGGGGCGGAAUGUCACCCAGCGGUGAGAUAGCCGGCAAAUACAAAAUGCGGAAAAUACAGCUGCGAGACGAGGCAGAAGUUCAGCCAAAAGAUUUCGACUUUUACACGGUUGACGGCAAAGAUGUCUACAGAAUGUACGACGACUUUUACAGCUUCCUUGCCGACUGCGGCGUCAGCGCCGCCAAGGUCGACACCCAGGGCUUUCUCGACUAUCCGGCACAUGCCCAAGACCGGAAGAACCUCAUCAGGCCCUACCAGGACGCCUGGACCGCAGCGGCCGACAAGCACUUUGGCGGCCGUGCCAUUGCCUGCAUGGCCCAAACUCCCCAGUCAAUCUUGCACUCGCUCGUGCAGCAGGGACCCAAAGAGGGCCCCAAGCUCAUGGCGCGCAACUCGGACGACUUUUUCCCCGACGAGGUCGAGUCGCACACGUGGCACGUCUUUUGCAACGCCCACAACGCGCUCCUUAUGCGCCACCUCGGCGUCCUCUUGGACUGGGACAUGUUCCAGACCACGACGCCAAAGUACGCCGCGCUGCACGCCGCGGCCAGGUCCAUGUCCGGCGGUCCGAUAUACAUCACGGACGCGCCGGGCGACCACGACCUGCAACUAAUCAAGCAGAUGACGGCCCAGACGGCGGAUGGGAGGACCAUCGCGCUCCGGUCCGAUGAGGCCGGCAGGACCUUGUGGCCAUAUGGAGGACACGGCGCGCAGAGGCUGCUCCGGGUGCGGAGUGGCCACCAAGACGUGGGCAUGCUAGGUGUCUUCAACGUGUGCAAUCGAGGUAGCCUGCUGGGCGAGCAGGUCAGGCUCGCCGACUUUUUUGAUGGGCAAAAGGCCAGCGAGGGCAAUUUUGUCAUCUCCCGCUUCAGCACGGGUGAGAUGAUAGCACCAGCCGACCAAGAGACGGUGAUUGAGAUCGGGCUGGAAGAGGGUGGCUUUGAGCUAUUCACGGCCUACCCUAUCACGAAGCUUGGCGGACUCGCCGUCGCGACACUGGGACUCGUGGGAAAGAUGGCUUCAGCCGCCGCGUUGUCGCGUGUGAGCUACUCUGAGUAUCUUGGAGACCAUGGACCGGCCGGCGUUGAAAUGUCUGUCUCCUUGAAGGCUCUAGGGACCCUAGGUAUAUUUGCGCGGUCUUCCAAUCUGGAAGACACGCGAACGGUCGCCGUAAAGAGCAUUGUUGCCAUGGACAAGCCCGUCUCCAACCCGCACACGUUUUCUUCCACGGGCAGCCAAGGCGAGAUCAGGCUGGACUUGGAGUCUCUGUCGAUUGAGCUCGGGCUCGACUCUUGCUAUCGGGACGAAUCCACUGUCGAUCUGGCCAUUGUGCUCCAGUUCGAGGAAGACAUUACAAGAUCGGACGGCAGCGUGGUGGAAACCUCCAGCCCAGAGGCAGCAGUUGCGUGGCGCUGGUGGCGUUGUACCAUUCUGUAG